AUGACCCAUCUCUACAAGCACCUUCGAGUUCAUCAAGUAUUCGGAGCUAACACUGAUGUUGGCAAGACCAUCAUCACCACCGCGCUCGUUCGGGCGUCGGCGCUCAACAACAACCGCGUGUUUUAUCUCAAACCAGUGAGCACUGGCGCACCGCAGGACGCGGAUGACGAACAUAUCAAACGUCAUGCUGGCCCGCAAAAGCAUUUGGUGGAUGCUCAUUGCUUGUUCCGAUAUGGAGACCCCGUUAGUCCGCACCUUGCUGCAAAGAUAGCUUCUGAAACUCAAGGAGUAAAAAUUUCUGCGCCUUCCGACGAAACUUUUGUCCGUUCUGUCGCAGAACACAUUAGAAAGCGCGCCAAGGCUGUGAGUCUACCAGCUCACAUGUAUGUGGAGACGGCUGGAGGUGUCCAUAGCCCAACGCUCUCUGGAACGACCCAGCUUGACAGCUAUCGCCCGCUCUUUCUCCCUACCAUCUUAAUUGGAGACUCAAAACUCGGCGGUAUAUCAUCAACCAUAUCUUCAUUCGAGUCGCUACUACUACGCGGAUACAUCGUGGACGCGAUCUUGUUGUUCCGCGACGAGUACUAUCGGAAUUUCGAAUACCUCACGCAGUACUUUGCUGAACGAGGUACUCGUGUCACGGCAUUAGAUCCUCCUCCCCCACGGAUCGAUGAUGCCGCGGAGGAUUUCGCGAAGACAGAAAAAUACUACUCGAAUCUCGUUCCAGACAGCCUUCAAGGCGACAUUUUCACCGCAGUCGAACAUCUCGAUACGUGUCACGCACGUCGGAUCCAAGAGCUAGACUCCAUGCCUCGUCGAACUCUCGACGCGAUCUGGUGGCCAUUCGUGCAACACGGUUUAGUCAAGAACGAGAAGGACGUCAACGUUAUUGACAGCGCAUGGUCAGAUUUCUUCAGCGUUUAUGACGCUUCCUCCGAAAAUACUUCGCAACCGACAUCGCUCCUGCAACCUCAGCUUGAUAGUUCUGCCUCGUGGUGGACACAAGCGGUCGGGCAUGCUCAUCCAGCACUAGCGCUUGCUGCUGCAAAUGCGGCGGGUCGUUACGGUCACGUCAUGUUCCCGCAGGCAACCCACCUUCCAGCUCUAAAGCUCGCUGAACGCCUACUUCAAGGCCCAGGUAAAGGCUGGGCUUCUCGUGCAUUUUUUUCAGACAACGGCUCCACUGGAAUGGAAGUUGCGCUUAAAAUGGCCUUGCGGUCGUUCAUCGUCAGUUCAGGACUCGAGUUAAGUUCUGCAGAAAAGAAGUCCUUGGGGGUUAUUGGCCUGAGGGGGAGUUAUCAUGGAGAUACGAUCGGAACUAUGGAUGCUUGCGAGGAGGGAGUCUAUACUUGCGAAUGGCACGAAGCGAAGGGUUAUUGGUUUGAGCCGCCGACUGUAUCCAUUCGGCAAGGCCAAGUCGCUGUCACCCUUCCACCUGCCCUGUCCUCUCUCACCGGUGAUCAGCAGCAUCAGGCGGUUGAAAGUUUUGAAACCCUCUCUCUUGUCUAUGACGUCGAGCAGCGUCUGACAUCUCCGCUCGCAAAACACUACAGGCAUUAUCUAGAGAAGAACAUCUGUAACCUUCAAGCGGACAAUAGCCGAAAGCUCGCCGCUCUGGUCCUUGAACCCAUCGUUAUGGGCGCAGGAGGGAUGAUUUUUGUCGAUCCAUUGUUCCAACGCAUCAUGGUUGACGUCGUCCGCGACCCCACCUUAUUCCCUGCAGCUCUUCCAGUCAUUUUUGAUGAAGUCUUCGUCGGAUUGUACCGCCUAGGGUUCGAAAGCGCGGGGCCUUUACUUGGUGUCAACCCUGACAUCUCAGUGAACGCCAAGAUUCUCACCGGUGGUAUACUGCCUUUGGCAGUAACACUGGCGUCCGACCAUAUUUUCCAGGCGUUUAAUAGCGAGAGCAAAGUUGAUGCUUUGCUGCAUGGACAUAGUUACACGGCGCAUGCCAUUGGCUGUCAGGUUGCAAAUGCAACGCUCGAUAUGGUUGGCGAGCUGGCAAAGAGCAAUCAGUGGGCGACAGCAACCCGUAAAUGGGCGCCUGAAGGAGCUCCUUCUAAAGUCUGGAGUUUCUGGGACCCUGAUUUCAUCACGUCGAUAUCUCGUCUCGACAUCGUCGACGAAGCGAUGGCGCUGGGAACUGUACUUGCUAUCAAGUUCAAGGACGAUGCCGCAGGUUAUGCUUCGCAUUCGGCUCAGGCGUUGUUGCAGAGCAUGCGAUUACCGCUGGAUGACGGAUCGACAUCGCCAGCCCCUGGAGGAGCACCUUUUGGCGUGCACUAUAGGACGCUAGGGAACGUGGCGUAUUUCAUGAGUAGCUUGAACACCUCACGUGCAACUAUCGAGGCAUUGGAGGAUCGGUUGUGGAGGCUCGUAUGUUCAUAGCUUAGUGACGCACGUGUUAUUAGCAAGGCGCUCUACAAAUCAUUACUAGAUAGUCCCAUGAGUCCGUGUAUCCCAAGAGUUCGCGCAUUGACUCUAGCACACGCAAUUCUGCACGGAAUCCUUAUGUAUGUUGCAUUUAGGUUCCCUCCCAACAUAAUACACAGUGCCAUGUUUUUUGUUUGAAG
Molecule: messenger RNA, 2573 nt
Organism: Suillus paluster
Lineage: Eukaryota; Fungi; Basidiomycota; Agaricomycetes; Boletales; Suillaceae
Product: pyridoxal phosphate-dependent transferase
Exons: 5
Coding region: 1-2388 (795 amino acids)
Biological process (GO): biotin biosynthetic process
Cellular component (GO): mitochondrion
Molecular function (GO): dethiobiotin synthase activity; S-adenosyl-L-methionine:8-amino-7-oxononanoate transaminase activity; pyridoxal phosphate binding
Source: RefSeq, a predicted model, not a curated record